AUGCCACAUCCCACCAGACAGGCACAUACUAAUACAACACCCCUUCUCACCUCAGAAGACAACCGCACAAUUGCCAACCGACUAGCCGCAUCAGGCCCGCAGAAUACACAGUCCAAUGUCUCGGACAACUCCAGCUCCGGCAAGCCCAAGAGCGCCGAGACCCGGGCCGGAGAAGUUGACCCGACGGCGCCGGCGAAGAUGCACGGCAACGAACCCAGCCGCGGUGCGCAGGUAGACAAGGAGCUGCGCGACGAGGAAGCGGCCAUUUUGGCGAAGAAGGACGCCGCAAAAGGUGGGAGCAGGAGCGGCAGUACAGGUGACGUAGCCGGGAAGAAGAUGUGA
Molecule: messenger RNA, 342 nt
Organism: Cladophialophora bantiana CBS 173.52
Lineage: Eukaryota; Fungi; Ascomycota; Eurotiomycetes; Chaetothyriales; Herpotrichiellaceae
Exons: 1
Coding region: 1-342 (113 amino acids)
Source: RefSeq, a predicted model, not a curated record